AUGCACAUCAUUUCACAACAGCAAUGGGCUCAAGACCUGGCGAAGCAGCUCGUCAAAACUCUCCAGGACAAUCUCGACUGGGUGGGCAUACCCAAAUCCAUUGAGACAGCCCAGAAGAUGCAGCUAAGCCUCUUGGACUAUGCCUGUGGGACUGGGCUAGUUACGUUUGCAUUGCUACCGUGGUUUUCCAAGAUCAGAGGUAUUGAUAUCGCAGAUGCAAACGUUCAAAGGUAUAAUCAACUGGCCCUUGACCAAGAUGUCUCACCAGAUGUGGUCCGCGCAAUCCAAGGAGAUGUCCGGUCCCCAGACUCCGAAAUGUCUACUGAGGACUUCUCCGGCUUUCACGCCGUAGUCAUCAGUAUGGCUCUUCAUCACAUCGAUGAUCCGAAGACAUUGCUCUCUCAUCUUUACCAACAGCUUCGGCCGGGGGGGCAUCUCCUUGUCGUGGAUUGGACACCUGAGCAUUAUGGAAUUGAGGGCAGCGUUGCGAACCAUGCGGCUGUUCACACAACAGGUUUUUAUGGGUUUGACGAGGAAGCAAUGCUUGAGAUGAUGAGUUCUGUUGGGCUGCAAGACGUGGGGUUCAUUUUGGCUCCGGAGAGGAGCUCAAUGGGCAAGGAGAUUGGUGGCGAGAGACAAAUGUUUUUUGCACAUGGAAAGCGACUGGCUUGA
Messenger RNA from Fusarium sp. VM40, 672 nucleotides. NCBI's taxonomy places the organism in Eukaryota, Fungi, Ascomycota, Sordariomycetes, Hypocreales, Nectriaceae. The record is from the annotation of a GenBank genome assembly.